Messenger RNA from Menidia menidia (Atlantic silverside), 1174 nucleotides. NCBI's taxonomy places the organism in Eukaryota, Metazoa, Chordata, Actinopteri, Atheriniformes, Atherinopsidae. The record is from the annotation of a GenBank genome assembly.
UCGGUUGACGGUUUGACAGCCUCAGGCCUGUUAAUGGAGGUCAGAGCGAACCGAGCGGCGUGUGGAGAUAAACAUGGAGAAAAAUGUUGGGUCGCUUCAAGAGCAGGCUCUGAAGAGAAAAGAGCGGCUAAAAGCGCUUAGAGAUAAACAGCUACAUGGCCGAGAGCAGGAAGACGGGGAGCCAGAGAGCAAAAAAGCUGCACCGGAGGAGUCCACCGAAGAGAAGCACAGAGAGCUAAAACUGAGGAAUUACACUCCAGAGGACGAAGAGCUGAAGGACAGGCAGGUGCCCAAAGCUAAACCCGCAUCAGUGGAAGAUAAAGUAAAGGAUCAGUUGGAAGCAGCUAAUCCAGAGCCAAUAAUUGAAGAAGUGGAUUUGGCAAACCUUGCUCCAAGAAAACCAGAUUGGGAUCUAAAGCGUGAUGUGGCAAAGAAGCUGGAGAAGCUGGAGAGGAGAACACAGAGAGCCAUCGCCGAGCUCAUCCGAGAUCGCCUGAGAGGCAGCGAGGAGGAGUUGGCCGGAGCUGUGGGAGCAGUAAGAGCUGAAGAUGGAGAUUCAGAUUGAAUAAAAGAUGUAAAGAGGGGACAAAGGAGACUGAACAGGGGGCUUAAUGUGAAGACGAAGGUGGCUGGAGUUGUACUUUACAUAUCAUAGCAUUUUCUGUAUAUGUGGUUAAUUGAGGUGCAUUAUAACUGGCGAUGCUUUUUGUCAUAUUUUUUAAGAUUUGAAGUAAAACAAUGUACAUUUUGGCUAUUUCUGGUAAUUUUGUUUUUAUUUUAAGGUGGGAAAUGACCUGGGGAUGUUGUAAUUGGUCAGGUCCAGUAAUGGGAUUUGUACUAAAAAUUUGGUCAUAUUCUGUCUGAAUCCACCAAGUUACCCAAUAUUUCGAGCUAUAUGUAUAUAUUUCUUUCCAAAUGGAAUGGACAUAUUACAAGUUGGGCCUGACAGGAUUCAAUGAGGAUAGCCACACUGGCAACAUGUAGAAUGUGCUACACAAUACUGGUUAUGGUGAUUAGGUUUAGCACCAAACCUAAAAUAUAUAUUUAUAUGUUGUAAAUUUGUCCUGGCCAGGUAUUGUAUAUUCAGGUACAGAGACGGUUUAUUUGGAAAGGACUGUAAGAUUGGAAAGAAAGGUACUUCUAUAUUUACAAAAAUCAGAGUUGAGAUGAUGGA